UAGAAAUGGCAGAUCCUAUAGCAGAUGCCACAGGCUUUCCACUUAAUAGCGAUGAGAGCACUGUCAUCUUACAUCUUUACCCAGCAAGUCAGAGUGGCUCAGACACAGAGGAAGAGGUGACUCAUAUGAAUGUUGGACCAUUGAAAUACUCAACUACUCUAACCAAUCGGCAGCGUGGAAACAUGGUAUCUGUAUUGCCAGCCACAUUGGACUCCCUAUCAGUACAUCAGGUUGCAGCCCAGGGGGAGCUAACUCAGCUCAAAGAAUAUCUGCAGAAAGAUGACACAUUACUAAAUCGACCAGAUGAGCGUGGUUUUACUCCUCUAAUGUGGGCUGCUGCUUUUGGAGAGAUUGAAACUGUUCGUUAUCUCUUGGAAGUGGGUGCUGACCCCCACAUCCUGGCCAAAGAACGAGAAAGUGCUUUGUCCUUGGCCAGCACUGGAGGCUAUUCUGACAUUGUGACGCUGCUCCUAAACAAGAAGGUAGACAUUAACAUCUAUGAUUGGAAUGGAGGGACGCCAUUACUGUAUGCUGUAAGAGGAAAUCAUGUGAAAUGUGUGGAGGUGUUGCUAGAGAGAGGAGCUGACUUAACUAUGGAGGCAGAUUCUGGAUAUACCCCAAUGGAUCUUGCUGUGGCAUUGGGUCAUAAAAAAGUCCAACAGGUCAUUGAACAUCACAUCCUGAGAUUGUUUCAGAGUCAAGUGUGA
This is a messenger RNA of Staurois parvus, 707 nucleotides long. The record is from the annotation of a GenBank genome assembly. NCBI's taxonomy places the organism in Eukaryota, Metazoa, Chordata, Amphibia, Anura, Ranidae.